Molecule: messenger RNA, 988 nt
Organism: Amyelois transitella
Lineage: Eukaryota; Metazoa; Arthropoda; Insecta; Lepidoptera; Pyralidae
Product: RRP15-like protein
Exons: 4
Coding region: 121-918 (265 amino acids)
Biological process (GO): maturation of LSU-rRNA; maturation of 5.8S rRNA
Cellular component (GO): preribosome, large subunit precursor
Source: RefSeq, a predicted model, not a curated record
AUGUCAAUGUCAAAUAAAAAUUGUAAACAAAAUAACACGUGCGUAGUUGAUUCAGUAGUUUGUGAUUUUUAGCUAAAUAACUCCUAUAAUUGAUUUCAAUUUUACUUUUCAUUGUGAAGUAUGGUGGUGGCAGAAACGAUGAGUAAACCUACAUUAAAAGUUUCUGUAUCUUCAGAUUCAUCUAGUGACGAAGAAUCUGAAUCACAAAAUGAAGAACAAAUAGUUCAAGAAUCAUCUGACGAUGAUGCCGAGGCUGAUUCCGAAGAUAAUAAUUCCAGCGGUGGAAAUCCCGAAGAGGACACGUUAAUAACAAACGAAGGUUGGGCCGACUCAGUCGCUAAGAUCCUUGGCUCUACUAAACCGAAAAACAAGAAAACCCUAGUAUUAUCAAGAGCUAAAAAGCAUUCAGAAGUUCUCAAAAGUAUCAAAGACGAGAAACCAGUAUUUGAAGUUGUUGGUGACAACAAAGAAGAACCAUUACAAACAGAAAUAAAAAAAGAGGAAUCUUCCAUAACAGAACCGCCAAUAAAGAAACCUAAAAUUGAAAAGCCAUCAUUGAGGAUAAAACCAAACAUAUUAGAAAAGGACAGAGAAAGACUACUAACAAAAAUAGCAACAAAAGGUGUUGUGCAAUUAUUUAAUGCUGUGAGGAACCAGCAGAAGACUUUAGAGAAGGAUAUGAACAGAACUGAUUUAUCAGAGGCAAAGAAAGAGAAGAUAUUGAAAAAGUUUGAUAAACGAGCCUUUUUAGAUACUCUAAUGGGACAAACAAAGUCAGUAGUGGUUGAUGAACAAACAAAAUCAAUGACGGGGGAGGUGAAAAAUGAAAAUGAAACCCCUAAAUGGAGUGCUCUCAGGGACGAUUUUAUGAUGGGUGCCAAGAUGAAGGACUGGGACAGAGAGUCAAUAGAUGAUUGAAAAAAUUUAUUUGUUUUAGUGGUUUUAUUAAAUAAAUAUUUCUAUUAUCUUUAAUUUAUUUUUAUGGAAG